This is a messenger RNA of Aspergillus homomorphus CBS 101889, 639 nucleotides long. Its product is annotated as PaaI family thioesterase. The annotation marks the transcript as partial. Lineage: Eukaryota; Fungi; Ascomycota; Eurotiomycetes; Eurotiales; Aspergillaceae. The transcript is spliced from 2 exons. The record is from RefSeq and is a predicted model, not a curated record.
CUCGAAACCCACCCGCUAACACAACGCCUCCGCGCCUCAAAAACCUACACAGAGACCCGCCCCCACCUCUCGAUGCACCAGACGCACCGCGCAAACCACUUCGUAGCGGGUACCCUGUCGGGCGCGAACAAGGUGACCGUGCCGCCGUACGUGUUCACGCGGAUGAAGUGCGGUAGCAGCCCUACUUCCCAAUUCUCAUCCCAGACCACAACUCAGACCACCGGCGCAAGCCAAACCCAAGGCCAAGCGGAGACAAUCUCCCUCUUCCACCUAGGCAGCACGCUCAACGGACACCCGGGGUACGUGCACGGCGGCCUACUGACUGUGAUGUUCGAUGAGACGUUCGCGCGGUGCGUGGCGGGCUCGUUUGGGAGCGGGGUGGGGAUGACGGCGAAUCUGAGUGUGGAUUUCCGGGCACCGGCGCGGCCGGAUUCCGUUUAUGUGCUGCGGGCGGAGACGGUGCGGGUUGAGGGGCGGAAGGCUUGGGUGCAGGGGUCUUUGAGGGUUCUGUCUCCUUCACAGAAGAAGGAAGGGCAAGGGGAGAUGGAGGAGGAGGAGGGCACCUUGGUGGCGGAGGCGAGGGCGUUGUUUGUUGAGCCUAAGUUUGCGCAGUCAAUGGUGCCGUUGUAUCGGAAUUGA